Messenger RNA from Cottoperca gobio, 2686 nucleotides. It is a transcript of the gene klhdc2, whose product is annotated as kelch domain containing 2. Gene Ontology annotation, molecular function: protein binding. Lineage: Eukaryota; Metazoa; Chordata; Actinopteri; Perciformes; Bovichtidae. The record is from RefSeq and is a predicted model, not a curated record.
UACCCAGAACAGCGAUUAUAUGAAGGCGACAGUAAAGACUGACAUGGCAGAGAGAAUGGCAGAGAUGGAGGAAGACAUUGGAGAUCUGCCAGUCGGAGAGGAUGACAAUGACUCAGACGGAGAUGAAGAUGAGAGACUGUUUGCUUGGAUGGUAAAUGACGACAUGGAUGAGGAAGAGGAAGAAGAAGAGGAGGAGGAAGAGGAGGAAGAAGAGGUGGAGGAUGAACAGCCCUUGGACACUGACGCAUCUGAAUCGUUUGAGUUGGAUACCCCAGCUGAGCGCAGUGGUCAUAUAGCAGUGGUUGACAGAAACAUCAUGUAUGUUUGGGGUGGAUACAAGAAUGCUCAAAACCACGGAUUCUUUGACUUGUAUCUGCCGAGAAAUGAGAUCUGGACAUACAACAUGGAGUCAGGAGUAUGGGCAAAGCAUGUAGCCGGAGGUAACCUGCACACAUCCAUGUCAGGCAGCUGUGGGGUGUGUGUUGACGGAGUCCUCUACUUAUUUGGAGGUCAUCACUCCAGGGGAAACACAAACAGGAUCUACCGCCUGCCCCUGAGAGCUCCCAGCCUUGUUUGGGAGGAAAUGAGGGAUCUUAAAGGACUCCCUCCGUCCUGCAAGGACAAGCUAGGGUGCUGGGUUCAGAAGAACAGACUCAUAUUCUUUGGGGGCUACGGCCACACUGCACAAGGAACUCAUCAAGGGACCUUUGAAUAUGAUGAAACAUCUUCACUUGUGUGGGACAGCCCUGGACGAGGCUGGAACAAUCACAUCCACAUCCUGGACCUGGAGACAUCGACAUGGAGCCAGCCCAACACCACGGGGAACACUCCAUCACCCAGAGCAGCUCAUGCUUGUGCCACAGUUGGUAACAGAGGCUUUGUGUUUGGGGGACGAUACAAGAACUACAGACUAAAUGACCUGUACUACAUUGACCUGGACACAUGGGAGUGGCAUGAAAUGAGCGUUCCUCAGCAGGGUCCUGUGGGCCGGUCCUGGCACUCCUUCACUCCUGUGUCACCAGACCACAUCUUCUUAUUCGGAGGUUUCACCACAGACAGAGAGACACUGAGUGAUGCUUGGCUGUACUACGUAAGCAAAAAUGAAUGGAAGCCUUUCAAACACAGUCACACAGAGAGCCCGAGGCUGUGGCACACAGCGUGCUCCGGUCCUGAUGGAGAGGUGUUUGUGUUUGGCGGGUGUGCCAACAACCUCUUGUCUCAUCACAGAGCUGCUCACAGCAACGAGUUACUGGUUUUCAACGUUCAGCCCAAAUCACUAGUUCGGUUCUGUAUGGAGGCCGUUCUGCAGCACAGGGAGCGUUUGUCUAGUUACUGGGACUGCUUGCCUAAACACCUCCUGCACAGUCUCAAACAGAGAAUGGCACGCGUCAACACACUGGGCUCCUAGGCCAAGAGGAAGUCGUCAAUCCAUUCCAGAGGAUUACAGGAGGAUAUGUAUGUACGGAUGAGUGUUAUUCUCAAAGCAGGUAGUCCUGUUGGGAGCAUUAGUUUUAAUGUGUGUGUGGACAAAUAAAAACAAAAUCUCUAAGCAAUAGUGAACAGCUGUGGAACUGUUGGAAAUGGGUCCUGACUGGCGCACGCUAAAGUUCACAGAUUAUCCUCAAAGCUGUUUACCAUCUCAUGUCAAACUGUUGCAAAGCCAGUAGAACCUUCCCUUUCCUUCACGUCCUGUAGUUACACCCAGGAGUCAUGAAAAGAGUUUUGGUCCUUUUUUUUAAAAACAAACACAUAAACCAGUUGCUGGUUGAACUUGUGGUUUUCACCGUCUUCCUCAGAAAUUGACUUAAAAUGAUUAAUGUUUUAACAUUAAACAGCAGCAGUAGACUGGAACAGGUUUGCUUAAACAGUGCAGAUUGUUUUAGGGAUCCUGUUGCUUUAACUAAUGUUUGGCACGAUCUUUAAUACCGAUGUUUGCUAAAUCUUGGAUAGUUUAAGUUCUCACAGACCUAAAAACUAGUGUUUUGUUACGCAAGACUAUCUCCUCUGAAGCCACAGAAAUGUUAAUUUUUAUUUAUAUAUUAUAUAUAUACACAUACAUACAUACAUAUAUAGGUAUUUAUAUUUGUGAGGAAAUAUGUGGGUUCUUUAUUCUUCCUUUUUAAAUUGUCAUAAGUGGCUCCUGUAGCAUUUUAAUUGUAUUUAAACAAUAACUUAAAAUACUACGAGUGUAUUGGAUGUUGAGCCAAGUUGCACUGAAAGGCCUAAUGUCAGUAGGGCUUUGUUUGUAUUUGCCUGGUUUGCACAAUGUUCCCUUGAUGAUUUUUAUUGUAGAAUACAAUGCAUAUUGUUACUUCGUACUCCCAAGAAUAAACACAUACCAUAAGUUGUGUUCUGUUCAGCUUUGUUAAUUUACAUGUUUUCAUUUAAAACAAAUUGUUGAUGGACAGAAACAAUGAUUGAUGUCCUGUAAUGAUUAUGCUUGAAAUGUAGACGAAGUGGGCAGAGUCCCGUGGCUCUCAUUUCUUCUUGGCAGCCAGCAGGUUUGGAGCAGACACUUUAACUUUGCCCGGCAUGUUUCUGGAUAGAUCAGUGUCCUGAAACACAGGAUAGUGGAGAGAGAGAGGGGGGGGGGGACACAGUUGAAUUGUAACAUCAGGAAAAACAAACUACCCUGUGAUUAUGGAUGUAACUAAUGAUGAUUGAUUAAAGAUUCUUUUUUUCUAAA